Capronia coronata CBS 617.96 is the source of this 720-nucleotide messenger RNA. RefSeq lists its product as uncharacterized. The record is from RefSeq and is a predicted model, not a curated record. The transcript is spliced from 3 exons. Gene Ontology annotation, molecular function: misfolded protein binding; ubiquitin-specific protease binding. The coding region runs from base 1 to 720 and encodes 239 amino acids. Gene Ontology annotation, biological process: endoplasmic reticulum unfolded protein response. Gene Ontology annotation, cellular component: Hrd1p ubiquitin ligase ERAD-L complex; endoplasmic reticulum membrane. NCBI's taxonomy places the organism in Eukaryota, Fungi, Ascomycota, Eurotiomycetes, Chaetothyriales, Herpotrichiellaceae.
AUGUUUGUGGAAUCUGCUCUUGUCCAUGGAGGCCUCCUGAACCCCAUGUCAAUCGUAUUCCACUCGCCAUGGAUCUUCAAAUUCCCUCCAGAAAUAUGGCGUCUACUCUCAUCCUUCAUCUUGACUGGGGGCGGGUUCUCCUUUGUCUUUGACCUCUAUUUCAUGUACACAUAUGCUUCCGGACUCGAGCUCAAUUCCCCUCGAUUCACGCAGCCGGGAGAUUUCUUUACCUAUGUGGUCUUCGUUGCCACAGUCACAUUGGGAACCGGCGGACUUGUCCUAGGAGGUCACAUCUUCACCCAAGCCCUCCUCCUCGCUUUUAUUUACACCUUCGCCCAAGACAACCGAGGCAAAAAAGCCCAUUUCAUCAUUGUUGAGAUCCCCGUCGAGCUGCUACCAUGGGCAAUGCUCACGCUGACCCUGAUCAUGGGCGGCCCGCAAGCGGCCUUGCAACAGGGCAUGGGGAUCAUUGCAGCGCACCUUUACGACUUCCUCACGAGGUUGUAUCCGACCUUCCAAGGCGGCAGAAAUUAUAUACAGACUCCAGCUGUAAUCAAGCGACUGUUUGGAGCCGAUCGAAGUGCUUUCACUCAAAAAGCCUACGGCACGACCUUUAGACCUGGCAGACCUGUGCCUCAGCAACAAGCCAGAGGAUGGACCAGCGGCUUCUCGGGCAGUUGGACUGGUCGAGGAGCUGGUCGCAGACUGGGUGGAGAUUGA